GCAAUAUGCGGGGCAUGGCCGGACGGCCCAUCAAAGCACAUUGUUGGCUGUAAAAAAACCAAGAAAUGAUUGCCCCAAGAAAAACAUGCUAUUGUGACUUAGGGCGAUGAAAACACGCUCAAUCUAACAAUCUGCUCUCGUCAACAGGAUGGAGCCUCCGUCAUCAUCCCGAGACCUCAAGGAGCCUGCCAGCACCGUGCUGCUCACUUCGACCACUCCAGCCGCCUCAGCCGCUCUACACGAGUUCUUCACGGCGGGACAAGCGGUGCGGAGCUACGCUGCUGUCCAAUUCAAAGGCCCAACUCCAACCUUCGAUGACAUCAAGAGCGUCCCAGCGGCCCUCCCACCUCUCCCAAAUGCAGGCGGCGUGCGUGGAGGGCGGGCUUCAUAUGCCGCUCAGCAAGGACUCGAUGAGUUCUUCUUUGACUACGGGCUGGCCUUCAGCCUGCGGCAGACAGAAGCCUUUGCUCGGAGCGGGUUUGGCACCGCCUGCAUGGGCAGCACGUGCCAUGGGAAGAACCCAAUCUACGUCCGAGGUCAAGAGCCUUUCAUCUGGGAACAAAAGCGCAACAGAGGUGGGGCGGUCAUCUGUUCGGGCGCUGGUGGGCAUCUCCUGUGCCUUCGUUGUGUUGAGGCCGAGUACGUCGGAGGACGGCCCUUUGUAUCAAAGAAGACCGGAUGCGCCAUCCCUCAAGGGGGCCUGUUCACCAAAAUCGAGGUCUUUCCUGAGAGAAAGGAGCUGUGCCUGGCACGAUCAGGGGAGGCGGCUACAGAGGGUGGGUGUCAGUUCUUCGUCCAGCGAAGAGACCUCGCUCCUUGCCCAUAUUGCACCGAGCCAAAGGCGACUUCGAAGCGGGGGGUCAAGAGGGGGCUUGAAGAGGGGCCGACACCUUUAGAGCUUGGGGCGAUGGCCAUCCUAGCAGAGCUCGCACGGAGCAAGAUUCCACCAAUGGCCAUUGCCCCUGGCCUCUUCUUGGUACCGCAUCUGGCCUCGGACGGGCGCCUUUUGGACAUCUCAGUAACGGACAAGGGGCUCGUGAACGUGCCUCGACUCUGAUGCACGGCUGGUGGCAAGGGGGUGCCGCCGACUUCACCUCCUUCAAUGAGAGUCGGUCCUUUGUGCACGAGGUCACAAGGGGGGGCAUGCAGUCUGACUGGGUGUUGCCACU
Klebsormidium nitens is the source of this 1169-nucleotide messenger RNA. The record is from the annotation of a GenBank genome assembly. Lineage: Eukaryota; Viridiplantae; Streptophyta; Klebsormidiophyceae; Klebsormidiales; Klebsormidiaceae.